UGCCUCCACCUCCCUCCCUGAUAGAAGAGAGAAAGAAGAAGAAGAUUCUAGAAGUCACCAGAGAGAUCACUGAGCUGCUGACAGGAGAGGUUCCUAUAAGGUGUCAGGGUGUCACUGUCUAUUUCUCCAUGGAGGAGUGGGAGUAUUUAGAAGGACACAAGGAUCUCUACAAGGACGUCAUGAUGGACAAUCAGCCGCCCCUCACAUCACCGGAUGGAUCCAGUCAUGGGAACCCACCAGAGAUGUCCCCCCGUCUCUGUAUUCCCGGGAUUCCACACAGGAAGGUCACACCAUCCCUCACCAUCAUCAGAGUGGAAACCUGAGAGAUCCUAAAGUUGAGGUUAAGGAAGAGAUAAAAGAGGAGGAGGAUGAGGAUGGGGGGAUGGAGGAGUCAGAGCUUCUAAAAGAACACAAAGAUCUGUACCAGGACACCAUGGUGGAGUCAUCCAGCUACAGGAACCCACCAGAGAGAUGUCCCCGUCCUCUGUAUUCCCGGGAUUCCACACAGGAAGGUCACACCAUCCCUCACUAUUUCAAGAGUGGAGAUCCAAUCGAUAUAGAAUUUGAGGUGAAAGCAGAAGAAGAAGAGGCGUAUGUGAGGGAUGAUCAGCAGUCUAUGGAGGAGGAUGGAAUAACGGGGACAUUUAUAGAGGAGGACACUCCUACAGAGAUCAGCACAGUCCAUGGCCGGGAGAUGAGGAAAACCUCCGAGGAUUGUCUCACUUUGUCUCCAGACUGGAAAGUAGAAGAUGAGGACAUCACACAGUAUAGUCCAGGAGAAAACCCGGCUCCCUCCAAUGUCCAU
Staurois parvus is the source of this 805-nucleotide messenger RNA. NCBI's taxonomy places the organism in Eukaryota, Metazoa, Chordata, Amphibia, Anura, Ranidae. The record is from the annotation of a GenBank genome assembly.